AUGUGCUACCGAAAAUACUACAAGUACAAGUGCUGUGCCCUCGAGAAGAACAUCGACUGGGUAGCCUGCGAAGACAAGCCACCAGGCCUAAACUGCCCUAAAGCCCAGGAGAACAACUGGCAAGGGCCGUACGCUCAGUACCAGGGCGAGAUAGAGGGUCCUUGCUGGAACUGUAUGUGGGCAUCAUACAACGACGGAGGCAAAGCCAAAAGAGAGUUUAUAGAGAACUUUGGGAAACCCAAGCCAGGAGAUGAGCCAUGGGAGAGCGAUGAGGAUAGAAAGGACCAACGCAUGGCUGGGGAAGACUGGUAUUGGAUCAUGCGGAGGAGGCAGAAGAAGCAGCGGGAGCGAGAGAGGCGGAAAAUGGCGGUGGACACAGCAAGGACGGCACAUAGCACCGCACAGUGGCUCGAGGGACUUGAAGGGGAGGGAACAUCCGGCAGCAGCACGCCCGGAAUGUCCGGAAGCAGACCAGAGAGUCUACCAGAGACUCAGCCUGGAAGCAGACCUUCGAGCGGACAUGGCAUCCCACCGGCCGGGACUCAUUCGCCGGUGAGGGUCCGUCUUAACUGA
Molecule: messenger RNA, 573 nt
Organism: Microsporum canis CBS 113480
Lineage: Eukaryota; Fungi; Ascomycota; Eurotiomycetes; Onygenales; Arthrodermataceae
Exons: 1
Coding region: 1-573 (190 amino acids)
Source: RefSeq, a predicted model, not a curated record